AUGACCAUCUCCCGUCAACAUCAAAACCCCUCUCCGUCCUCUGCAUCCUCCUCUCCUUCUACCUCUCCCACCAACACGACCUCCUCCGCAUCCUCCGCUGGCACUGCUCGUGACCGUCUCACCUCCCUCUCGUCGCACAUCAUGGGUUCCAACGGCACCGCUUCCGUCUUCACCCCGGCCGCCGUCUCCGCGGCCCCCGAGGAUCCCCUCUUCGGCCUCAUGAAGGCUUAUCGGGAGGACCCCUCCGACCAAAAGGUCGACCUGGGCAUUGGCGCCUAUCGUGAUAACAACGCAAAGCCCUGGGUCCUUCCCGUCGUCAAAAAGGCCGACCACGCCAUUCACAAUGACCCCACCUUGAAUCACGAGUAUCUCUCCAUCAGUGGUCUCGCCGAGUUCACCUCGGCCGCACAGAAGCUCAUUGUGGGCGCAGACAGUCCCGCGAUUCGCGAGAAACGGAUCUGUACCCUGCAGACCAUUUCCGGCACCGGUGCCGUCCACUUGGGUGGCCUCUUUCUCGCCAAAUUCCACCCGGCGCAGCCCAAGCCCACCAUCUACCUCUCCAACCCAACCUGGGCCAAUCACAACCAAAUCUUCACCAAUGUCGGUCUUCCCAUCGCGACGUAUCCAUACUUCUCCGCCAAGACCAAGGGCCUUGACUUUGAUGGCAUGAUCGGUGCGCUGCAGGCAGCGCCCGCCGGUUCCAUCAUCCUGCUCCACGCCUGUGCACACAACCCCACCGGGGUGGAUCCCACGCAGGAGCAGUGGAAGCAGAUCGCUGCGGUGAUGCGUGAGCGUCACCAGUUCCCCUUCUUCGAUACUGCCUACCAGGGCUUCGCCUCGGGUGACCUGACCCGUGAUGCCUGGGCUAUUCGCUACUUUGUCGAGCAGGGCUUUGAGCUCUGCGUCGCGCAGUCCUUUGCCAAGAACUUUGGUCUGUACGGUGAGCGCACGGGUGCCUUCCAUUUUGUCUCUGCACCGGGUGCAGAUGCCUCUACGGCGAUUCAAAACAUCGCCAGUCAGUUGGCCAUCCUGCAGCGGUCAGAGAUCUCGAACCCUCCUGCGUAUGGCGCCCGAAUCGCCAGCAAGGUCCUCAAUGAUCCUCAGCUCUUUGCCGAGUGGGAGGAUGAUCUUCGCACGAUGAGUGGACGAAUCGUCGAAAUGCGCCAGGGUCUGCGGGAGCGCUUGGAGAAACGUGGUACUCCCGGUAACUGGGAGCAUAUCACUUCUCAGAUUGGCAUGUUCAGCUUCACCGGGCUGAACGAGAACCAGGUCAAGAUCCUGCGGGACAAGUGGCAUGUCUAUAUGACCAAGAAUGGCCGUAUCUCGAUGGCGGGUCUCAACACGAAUAACUUGGACUAUUUUGCCGAGGCUGUGGACAGCGUCGUUCGUGAGACCUCAUGA
Messenger RNA from Penicillium diatomitis, 1401 nucleotides. RefSeq names its product aspartate aminotransferase. NCBI's taxonomy places the organism in Eukaryota, Fungi, Ascomycota, Eurotiomycetes, Eurotiales, Aspergillaceae. The transcript is spliced from 4 exons. Gene Ontology annotation, cellular component: cytosol. The coding region runs from base 1 to 1401 and encodes 466 amino acids. Gene Ontology annotation, molecular function: L-aspartate:2-oxoglutarate transaminase activity; pyridoxal phosphate binding. The record is from RefSeq and is a predicted model, not a curated record. Gene Ontology annotation, biological process: L-aspartate biosynthetic process.